GCGGGGCUAAGAGUCGUAAACCAGGAAGUUAAACAACGCCGCGCCGUGUUUACACAUGUUCGCACUCUCACGUGGGGGACGAUUCUCGCGGUUAGAAAAAUGUCUUCAAAGAAAAACAAAGGCAAGUCGAAGAAGACGAGUGAUGGAGACAGUUCGGUCGCGCUGAGCUCGAGCGACUCCUCCGUGCUGCAGACGCCCGGACACGAGGCAGGAAGCGGCUGCAGAGGGCCAAUCAGAAACUCCUUCACUGUGAUCGACUUCAUCGAUAAAGCCGAUGACAAAACACCGAAAGCAUGCAGGUCAACUUUAGCCCAACUCGGCCUCAAUUCAAUGAAGUCGGUCGGCGCGAGCAUCGGGAGACCGGUUCUACUGACGGGACCCACAGGACAACAAGAGGUGUGUCUGGGUUGGCCUGUCGCCACCUUUCCAGGCAGAAAAGUUGGUCUCCAGAAAUUUGCCCAGGCGAACCUGAGAGUGAAGUCGGGGGCCGAGGUGACGCUGCAGCCAAUAACGGGUCCUGUGCUUCAGGCUGAGGAGGUGGUUCUAACCAACAGGUCAAAAGACGAGACACUAGAGACGGAUGAGUUCAAGAACUUCCUCCUGAGAUCUCUGGUUGGGAACAUCGUUCUGCCGGGAGGUGUCCUCUCCCUGACCUACUUUGGCCGCUCUUGCAGUCUCCGGGUCGAAGCCCUGACAGGUGAGGACGGCGUCACGCUCCAGAGACCGGACCCUCCGCCGGGACUCGGCCCCGACACCGAGGAGUCCUCUGUGCUCAACUCUGUGCUGGACUCCACGCCGGCCGACCUCUCCCUGCAGCUCAGCAUGCUCACAGUGGAGGACAACAACGGCGAGGAGAGGGCGGCACCGGGGAGCACGCCCGGAGAGCCCGGUCCCGCGGCCAGCACCCCACGCCGACCCAUCCAGUUCCCGUCCCUCUCCUCGCCUCCUGCACCCUGCAGUCCCUCCUACAGCUCCCAGAAUCCCCCCGCGGUGUCGGCAGAGGACGCCGUCAGCCCGGAGAGCUCACUGGACUCGGAGCAGGCGGGGAAAACCCCGACAGCUCCCCCCGGUGGCGCUCUGAACACUGACACCUUCUACUGCCUCUCCUGCUCCACCAGAGUCAGCUUCAGACACAGAGCAGGGCGGGAGGAUCCAGAUGCAGAAGCCCAGAGGUCAAGGGUCACGUACAGCAUGAUCGGUGGGCUCAGCAGCCAGCUGGAUGUCAUCAGAGAGACGAUCGAGCUCCCUCUCAAACACCCCGAGCUCUUCUCCAACUACGGGAUCCCACCGCCCCGAGGGGUGCUCCUGUACGGCCCCCCGGGCACAGGGAAGACCAUGAUCGGACGAGCCAUCGCCAACGAGGUGGGAGCUCACAUGACGGUGAUCAACGGCCCAGAGAUCGUGAGCAAAUUCUACGGUGAAACAGAAGCGAAGCUGAGGCAGAUAUUUACUGAAGCGUCUCAGAGGCAGCCUGCGAUAAUCUUCAUCGACGAGCUGGACGCUCUGUGCCCGAAGCGAGACGGAGCGCAGAACGAGGUGGAGAAACGCGUCGUCGCCUCACUGCUGACUCUGAUGGACGGGAUUGGUUCAGAGGGUCACUCAGGUCAGCUGUUGGUCCUGGGGGCCACAAACCGGCCCCACGCCCUCGACCCGGCCCUGCGGCGACCGGGCCGCUUUGACAAGGAGCUGGAGGUCGGCGUUCCCGGUGCGGCGGAGCGAGCGGACAUCUUGCAGCGGCUGCUGAGCUCGGUGCCGUGCGGCGCCGCCGCCGAGGAGCUGACGCAGCUGGCGGACGCCGCUCACGGAUACGUGGGAGCCGACCUCGCCGCUGUCUGCAAGGAAGCAGGUUUGCGCGCACUGAGACGAGCGCUGGGAGGCUCCCGCCAACCGUCGGACCGACAGCUGAUGGGCACGGUGACCGUCACGCUGCAGGACCUCCAGUGGGCCAUGUCUGUCGUGAAGCCCAGCGCCAUGAGGGAGGUGGCCAUCGAUGUCCCCAAGGUCCGCUGGUCUGACGUCGGCGGGAUGGAGGAGGUGAAGCUGAAGCUGAGGCAGGCCGUGGAGUGGCCCCUGAGGCACCCCGAGGCCUUCAGCCGCAUGGGCAUCAGCCCGCCCAAAGGAGUCCUGCUCUAUGGGCCCCCGGGCUGCUCCAAGACCAUGAUAGCCAAGGCCCUUGCCAACGAGAGCGGACUCAACUUCCUCGCCGUCAAAGGCCCAGAAUUACUGAGCAAGUACGUGGGAGAGUCUGAACGAGCCGUGAGAGAGGUGUUUCGGAAGGCGAGGGCCGUCGCUCCCUCCAUCGUCUUCUUCGACGAGAUCGACGCCCUCGCCAGCGAAAGAGGAAGCUCGUCGGGCCCCGGCGGUGUCGGCGACCGGGUCCUGGCUCAGCUCCUGACGGAGAUGGACGGCAUCGAGCAGCUCCGAGACGUCACCGUGCUGGCCGCCACCAACCGGCCCGACAUGAUCGAUAAGGCUCUGAUGCGUCCAGGUCGCCUCGACCGAAUCGUCUACGUGCCUCUUCCAGACGCUCCGACCCGGCGGGAAAUAUUUUCCCUCCAGUUCCGGAACAUGCCUGUGGCCCAAAAUGUGUCCCCGGAUGACCUAGUGGCACGGACGGAUAAAUAUUCUGGAGCAGAGAUAACGGCAGUAUGCAGAGAGGCCGCCCUCCUGGCCCUGCAGGAGGACAUCAAAGCCCACCGCAUCGAGGCCAGACACUUUGAAGGUGCCCUGAACACUGUGAAGCCCCGGAUCCCCGACUCGCUCGUCCAGUCGUACAUCAGCUACCAGCAGCGGCAGCACGGCGGCCUGCGCUUCUUCUGACCGUCCCGCUGACGACCCGGUCGAAGAACGGCAAUUUCUUUGUAAUUCUCUUGUUGUGUUAAGGUACAGGUUUUCAAUUUGCUCCCUUCCAAUGUGCUGGACAAGUUACCAACUUGAUACUAAGCUGACACAACACCCAGCUGAAUGUCAGAUGCUGAUUUUGGCAAGUACUUCUCUUUUGUAGCCAAUUUACACAACUAUUGUUCAAGUUUUGUAUUUUUACAGCUACUUGAGUUCACAACCUUUUUUUUGUCUUUUUUUUGCGCAAUAGAAAAUUUUAGUUUCCAGAAAAAGCUUGUUAAAAGUUUCUGGCUGUUCUUUGCUCCGUUAUAGUUUUGAAAACAGCUCAGGGGGACUGAAGUGUUUUAUCUUUCGGCUUUGGAAAAGUGAAACGGGACGUGUCACCUUUCGUCGUAUAAAACAUUGAUAAUGUAAUAAAUACAUUAUUUGUGUUGUGUCUCAAA
Messenger RNA from Scophthalmus maximus (turbot), 3284 nucleotides. RefSeq names its product spermatogenesis associated 5 (gene afg2a). Gene Ontology annotation, molecular function: ATP hydrolysis activity; ATP binding. Gene Ontology annotation, cellular component: cytoplasm. The transcript has 17 exons. Bases 100 to 2820 code for a protein of 906 amino acids. The record is from RefSeq and is a predicted model, not a curated record. NCBI's taxonomy places the organism in Eukaryota, Metazoa, Chordata, Actinopteri, Pleuronectiformes, Scophthalmidae.